AUGGAGUUGGCGACGCUCAGGCGGGAGCUGGACGCUUGCCGGACCCGGGCCGAAGAAAUGGACCGGUCCAAGCACGCGUACAAGACGGAAAACGUGAGGCUGUCGCACAGGGUGUCGUACUUGGAGGAUCAGGUGUCGGAGCUGAUCAAGUGCCGGUCGUCGUCAGCGGCCUCGAACGGUGGCGGAGGCGGCAGCGGCGUGGUGUUUCAGAGGGGCGCCAACUCGGCGGUGAUGGUCCGGAGCAAGAGCCCCAAGCACGGCGUGUCGGCCAUACAGCAGUACAAACGAAAACAGGUGGUGUACGACGAUCGGCCCGCGGCGGUGAGGGCCCCGGAAGGGGGACCAGUGGUCAAGACCCGCAUCCGGACAGUGCCCCGACUGUACGGCAGUUCGGCAUCGGUCGAGUCUCUGGUGUCGUCGUCCGACGCCGUGGUGGCCGCCUGCAAAUCGUUCGACGACCUGCACGGCGUGACCGAGGGGCACGGCAAACGAAACAAGUAUCCGGCGGCUGGUGGCCGGAACAGCAGCAGGACUCGACACAUACGAGAGGCCCAGCAGACGUUGUUCCGGUUCCUCGACUCCGAGUCGUCCGGCGGAGGUGGCACUGCCCCGUACUUGCUUCAGCAGUGCGGCGGUGGCAGUCUGAGGUCGCUCGACUUGCAGGACACGGCGGCCGCCGACUCACACCGGUUGAAGAGCACCGAAUAUUACUCGCACCUGACCGCGGCCGGGGUGACCUCCUCGUCGGCCGCAGGGUCGCCGCGACCCAGCCGGUCGCUCAACUACGAUUCGGAACAGUCGGGCCGGCGGGCCCCUAUGCCGCCCAAAAAACCGUUGCGGCUGUCGCUGCAGCAGCGACAAAGUAACAGCAGUGCCGCGGCCGGUAAAAACGACGUCGAAAACACCGCAACGACGGUCAACGACAACGGCGGCGACAACGACAAUGUCGUCGUCAGACUUCGUCACGGACACAACCACCACAAUCACCAUCGUCGCCGCCGCAACGACGACGACGUCGACCUGUCGGCCAUAAACAACACCAUGUCGUGA
Molecule: messenger RNA, 1050 nt
Organism: Macrosiphum euphorbiae (potato aphid)
Lineage: Eukaryota; Metazoa; Arthropoda; Insecta; Hemiptera; Aphididae
Source: the annotation of a GenBank genome assembly